AUGGAAAAGUGGACCAAGAACUUUGUUUGGAAGUUGGUGGAGAAGUUUUGCUCCCUUAUAGCAUCGUCUCCCACAUUGGAAGAUCAGCUUUGUUCCUUUACUUGUUUGGAGUUCGGAAUGCUGCUUGUAGAUUCGGGUUGGUACACCGAAGCCGUCGUUUUGUUGAGAGAAUUGAGAAUACAGUCCAAAGACCAACCAGUUCAUGAGUUGUGUAUCCUGCGUACGCUGCUUCUAGCGGAAAGUCUCUCCAGUCGUCACGAGGCAUCCAAGCAGACAAUUCGCGAUAUAAAAAUACUGCUACCGCAAACAGAGAAUAUCCCGUCGAGUACGUUGGCUGAUGUCCACAGCGCCAUCGCGGUAAGUCUUUUCGAACAGUGCGAAUUCGAAGCAAGUUAUCAGCAGGGAUUGUCGGUGCUGGAGCUGCUAACGGACUACAGCGAUCAUGAAGUCAUAGUUUCGGCAUUACGACAGUUGGCUAAAGUCUGUCUCGCUCGUAGACAACUGAGACGAGCUAAACUUUUAAUAACCCAGGCAGUCAGCUGGGCGUCGCACAAUUUUGGACCGAUGAGUAUUACUUACGCAAGGGCACUAGAAGAUUAUGCCUUUUGCUUGUUGACGAUGAGAGCAUACGGCGACUGUAUAAUGGUUCAUUCGGAAGCCAAAGAUAUCUAUUGUAAUGCUUACGGAUGCUUUAGCUUGCACCCGGAUUUGGCAAUGGGGAAUCUGGCGUUCUGGUUGUACCUCGAAAGCCGGCAGUACCCAGAAUUCGGUUCAAUUGAAACCUAUCUGCAGUUUGUGGUUGACUUGGAUGCAAAAGUCAAGUCGGAAGUAGAGCACCCCGAAGAAAGACAAGCGGUGGCUUGCAGACGUAUUCGGCUACUAACAACUGUAGAAAGAUUGGCACAGCAAGGGGACGUUGUCAAAUCGGAUCGUAGAGUGAAAGUUCAACCGCAGCACAGUAUUGCAGUUAUAAAAAGAUUAUUUUCUAAAUUUCCCGAUUGUGAUUAG
Molecule: messenger RNA, 1008 nt
Organism: Sabethes cyaneus
Lineage: Eukaryota; Metazoa; Arthropoda; Insecta; Diptera; Culicidae
Product: amyloid protein-binding protein 2-like
Exons: 1
Coding region: 1-1008 (335 amino acids)
Biological process (GO): intracellular protein transport
Molecular function (GO): protein binding
Source: RefSeq, a predicted model, not a curated record